AUGAUUGAAAUCAAAAAGGAAAAGAAAAUCGUUGGACCAAUUAGGGAAGCAGAGACUCUACUUACACAUAAUAGCAUUUUGAUGGUGGCCGAGGCUAUGGUACUGGCUCCUCCGUCAAAUCAUAUAGUCAAUACGCCGGACUUUGGAGAACCAAGAAACACAGUAGUUUUACAACCGUUUGCAUUAUUGCUAAACACACUACUAGUCAGAUAUGUAUCUUUUGCUAUUCCAAGUCUCCGCACUCUGUGUCUGUACAGGGAACCGGCAUCAAGACCAACAGAGGUAUGUUAUGUUUAUCACAGCUACAUUUUAUCUUUUGCGGUUAGGUUAGAUUUACUGUUGGUAGACAAAUCCAAAAAGGGAACAAGUAAAACGAGCACGGAAAGCUUGUCUGAAUAUCAUUUGAGUUUUGAAGUUAAGAAUAGUAACACAUUGCUGUCUGUCAACGUGUUGCCUUUGAAAUGUCCACGUUACAGAUUAGUUCAAGCAUCCAACGAUAGAACACAGAAACUUGCUGUCAAUUCUUGGUACAUUAAUAAUCAUUUCCAAUGGCGUGCUCGUGUCCACGAUGUUUAUAGUAAGAGUGGGAGGUCUAGCGAAGGUUUCAUCGCGAGCGAAGCAUUUAAACGGACUGGAUUCGACUUGGAAGCAUGA
Molecule: messenger RNA, 654 nt
Organism: Mycotypha africana
Lineage: Eukaryota; Fungi; Mucoromycota; Mucoromycetes; Mucorales; Mycotyphaceae
Exons: 7
Coding region: 1-654 (217 amino acids)
Source: RefSeq, a predicted model, not a curated record